AUGGAAUUUUGUUAUUGCAUCAAAACUUUUAAUGCGUUAAAUUUGCAAUGGUCUAUUAAUUGCAACAAAAGAACGCCAGAAAGUGGAGCUGUGUUUUUGAAAAUUCGUUAUAUAUGGACACUUGCAUUACCUAUAGCAAUGUUUGUAGUAUAUAUUCCGAUAUUCUACAGUAUGCGUAACAAACGGACGAAUAUUGCGGAUAGAUGCAACAAUAACAAAUAUGACGAGAGGAAUAUGAUUGCAACAAACAAAUAUGAACGGAUGAUGUUGAUUCAAGCGGUAUUUGUUUGUGGUGCGAUAGAAAUUCAAAUUAUCUGUUUCAGUUUUCUGCCGAAGCUUGUCGUCAAACUGGCAGACAAAGAAGUUGAAAUUCUCGUCAAUAUUUUCAUCAACUGUUAUAUGAUUUUAAGUGUUACUGUGCUACCUACCACCAACUUAAUUUUCGUCAAACGAUUUCGUGAAAGCUUGAAACGGAAAUUUCUAAAAUUAUUAUCGAAAAUUAAAAUCGUGAAAAGAAUACCUACUGUGGCACAGUCUACUUCAAUAGCUAUGAGAAAAGUUCAUCCAGUUUCUCAUAUGAGCUGA
This is a messenger RNA of Brugia pahangi, 585 nucleotides long. The record is from the annotation of a GenBank genome assembly. NCBI's taxonomy places the organism in Eukaryota, Metazoa, Nematoda, Chromadorea, Rhabditida, Onchocercidae.